Messenger RNA from Linum trigynum, 1195 nucleotides. NCBI's taxonomy places the organism in Eukaryota, Viridiplantae, Streptophyta, Magnoliopsida, Malpighiales, Linaceae. The record is from the annotation of a GenBank genome assembly.
CAGAAAACCUAAACAAUAAGAUUAGUAGCUUGAAGAGUUUUCACUCUUCCUUGGAUUAGUCCUGGAUUCUCCAGGGAUACCACGUAAACCCGGUGUCUAGUUUUUGUUUCCCUUUUCAUUCUCGUUCAGUUCGUCAACAUCAAAUCCGGAUAAUCUAUCAUGGUAUCAGAGCAUACUUCGUCAAUGGAUUCUGAUAGACCUUUGGUUCGGCUCACUUCCACAAACUUCGCUCUCUGGGAAUUUCAAUUUCGGGUCUUCGUUGAAGGACGCGGCCUCCUGAGCUUUCUCGAUGGCACAUGCCCUCGUCCACUACCUACUGCCGCGAUUCAGGAGCAAGCACAAUGGAACCAAAGUGACGCGCGCGUCCGUUACUGGUUGCUGGGAUCAGUUGAUCCAUCAACAUGUCUGAGUCUAAGACUUUUUCCCACAGCCCACGAAAUGUGGCAGCACCUGGCAUCGACGUAUUCAACUGUCAAUGUAGCAAGGCAGUUUGAGAUUCAGAUGGCAUUGGCUCGGCUGGAGCAAGGGGAUCGCACGAUCACUGAAUACUAUAACAAUGCGACGGAAUUGUGGACGGAACAGGACAUUCUCACCGCCGCAUUGCAUCCCCAGCCUGUCUCCGCCGACGCGGUCAAGGAGCGGCAGCAAACUCGCCUGCUCAACUUCCUCAUGCGCCUUCGACCUGAGUUCGAGGCUGCGCGCUCCACCUUUCUGAACAGAGACGACUUGCGGUUUGAGGGAUUGCUUUCCCAUUUGGUUCGUGAAGAAAUCAGGAUUCGUACCCAGGCGAAUAUUGAUGUUUCCCUAGUGCUGGAGAAACCGUAUUUGCUGUGGCUGGCCAAGAAUCGGCAUAUUCGGUAAAUCGUCCCUCAUUCAAUAACAAACCUAUGUCGAAUGAUAUUGAGUGCCAUUUUUGUCAUGAACGGGGACAUCCUAAGAAGCAUUGCCGGCAGUGGAAUGUGUGCGUGUACUGUAAACGAGCUGGGCCUGAUCCUCUAACACAUAGCAUAGGAAUUGAAGCAGCAUUGCUAUUGAUAAAACACCUCUGUGGAAAAUAUUUUGAAUCCACCUUACAGACAAACGUUGUACUGCUGACUUUGGAAUUAGUCUUAGCUACCCCAGGGCAAAACAAUGGUCAAUGUCCCAAGUCUAUCCAGGGUGGAAAGAAAAAGAGGAAUAAAUAUACUAUUGUUGG